GCUGACCGGUGAUUGGCCAGUCUGUUAGAGGGGCGGGACUUAGUGGAGGGUCAGUUGGAUCGGUUGUCAUUAUCUUCCUACUUCAUUGAGUGAACCGUCGCCGGUGUAUUUUGCAGCUCUGACAUCUUAAUUGCUUCUUUAAAAAGAUGACAGCACCGGGGAUGAACAUCCACGGGGCCCGUCUGAGUCGUGAUGUCCCUGCGUGAGCUGCGUGUGUGUCAUCUCUGACGUCGCCGGCCCGCCUACAUCGCCCUCUGUCUCCCUCUGUGACACACAGCGCUCUCCGGCAGUGAAGAGCCGGUCUGCCAGCGUCACGGUGGGCACCGACCGCAUCCGCUGCUCUUAACGCGAGUCCUCACUGGCAUGGACACAGGAGGAGACCACUGACCAUCCAGGAACCAUGCCUACUGUCCUCGGUGGCAAAGGGAAACUUUCCGUUGUCUGUUUUAUACUCAGAUGCGCAUGUACUCAGGUAACAAGAAGCCAACACAACAGCUGUGCCAAAGAUCAUUUUGAGGACAUGACUCAGUCCUGGCCGUCCCAGCAAGCCUUAGGGGGUGACCAGGCCCAAAGAAUCCUCUACAACCCAAAGGAAGCAAAACUACCGAAUGCACAACAAAGGCAAAGUCGGGGGGAUGUUCAGCUGAGAAUGACCCGUCACCCUUGCGUGGCACCUCACAAAUCCAUGCUCGCUGAUGACCUGAAGCUGAGCAGUGAUGAUGAUGACACUCAAAGGACAAGUCAUGAAUCAGCUUGGGAUGGACACAGCUUGUCAGCUCAGCGAGCGCACACACAUGGCAGGAGGGUGAGACAUUCCAGCUCGGACUCUUCGGGCUCGGACUCCACCGCCGAGUCUGGUAGCAGCAGCCUUCGCUCCCAGAGCCCAGACCGGAGCCCAGACGUCCACCCCGAUCCCGCGUCGCCUGCCAACACACAGCCGCCGUGCAACAGCAAGGAGACUGAUCACCCCUCUGCGGCCCAGUGGCAGUUGGAUAGAUGGCUUAAGAAGUCCCGGAAAAAAUCUGCCAGCUGUGACCAGGAUCCCUCCCAGAGCAUUCCAGGACGCCCGCCCUCUCCCCACGCACAAAGAGCUCCAUCUCCAGCCAGGUCCUGGGACAGCAAUCGGGAAUACAGCCCUAGCCAAAGCCCUAUCCCGAGCCCACAGUUCAACUACAGCCACAACAACAGCCCCCUACCCAGCCCUGGUUAUAGCUUCUGCCCCAGCCCCAGCCCAUUCACCAGCACAUGCCCAAGUCCCAGCCCCAGCCCGAGACACAGCCCGAUCCCUAGUCCGGUUCCAAGUGUUUGCCCAAGUCCGUGUGGGAGCCCGAGAGCAAGCCGUAGCCCUAGUCCUAUACCGAGAGACCCUCCGAGAAGCCCUAGUCCCAGCCUACCUGCUCCUUCCAGGGUUCGGCACCACCCUGAGGUUCAGACAACACAACCAGGCCUAACAACUAACCCCCACAGGACAAAAAACAGCUCAUGGAUUGCCCCGUUGCCUAACCCCAAAAGUAGGCCUAUAAACAGUACUGCCCAUCUUCAGCGAACUCCUCAGCACAGGCUCAAGACUAGACCCACACAGGACCCAGACCAAAGCAAAUCCAAGGCCUCUGCUGUUUUAAAUCCUAACCAGAGUCACAGCCACAAAUCUAGACCCAAGCCUAUCUUAAAUCCAAGUUCUAAACAGCUAGCUGAGGCUCCCAAAGCCAAACACACAUCUCAUUUUGAGCAAAUUCAGAGUAGCAGAUCCAACCACAGCUCCAACCACAAGCACAGGCCUCCAUUUCAGUCCGGCUCACAACAUAUCCCCUCAACAGCAAAACACUUAGUUCCCACUAGUCGUGAAACCAACUCUAGUCAUAGUUCUCAUCCCCAAUCCUUGAAAGCUGCUGCUAAUCCUAACUCUGGGUUGAAUUCCAGAUCAAACCCCAGUCUAAAACCCAGGGCCAAGCCUUCAGAGGCUGCAGCACCAAACUCUGUGCAUGUUAACCACACAAAAACAACACAGAAGAAACCCCAGUCGAAGGAACAGGAGGUGGAACACAGAGGAGAUCAUUCGAGCCAAGCUGAGGGGAGAAAACACGAGAGGAAAGACGACAGACAUCGAGAAAAACAACCAGGGAAACCAGACAGAAAGGAAGACAGGAGGCUGGCGGAGGAGCAGCUAUUGAGACGUCCCUGGGUCCAAAGUUCGGCCGAAGAAGAAGAGGAGGAGGAAGAGGAGGAGGAGGGAGUGAUAGAGAGGCAGAGGAGGAGAGAGGAGACAGCAAGAGGGGAGAACAGGAGGAGGAGGGAGCAGCAGCAUAGACGCGAAUGGCAAACAGUCCAGACCAAACAGAGACUGCCUACCAACCCCGAGCGGCACCACCUUCAAGACGACUCACACCACCAGGGCAGGACAAAAAAGGCUGGGAGAAGUGAGGAGGAGAGAGAGUUACAGCAGGACACAUCGCCUCCUCCAUCACGUUCCCCAACUCCUCAUAGAGCGUCCUCCUCGCCCUCUACCUCCUCGUCUUCAAAUUCAGAUUCAGAAUCGGAAUAUCAGGCUCCGAUCACCAAAGUUCCCGCGGACUCUACCUCUCAAAGGAGGCUCCCCACGAGAGGGCAGCAAGGCCCUCAAGGCAGGCCGGACGCCAUCAGGCCGAAGGUGGUGCUCCCCAGAGGACCAACAUCAACCAACCCGAGUGAGGGGCAGCAGAGCGAGGGAAGGCAAAAACUCUACACCUUGGUCCCGUUCGGGCGAGGUGAAAAAGCUACAGCUCCUUCUCAGCGAGGGCUGAGAAAUCUGGUGGUGCAGAUAGAUCUCUGUCUGCUCAAAAGGGUCCCGGAUAGCCCUACAAGUUCCACUGUGAAGAAACCCUCCUCUUCCUCUUCGUCUUCUUCAACUAAGGACAAACAAAGAGAGGCUAUGAAACACCUGUACGUCCCUGAGACUGUGAUGAAAGAUGGCAAAAGGAAACGCAAGCUGGAGAAUGGUGUGUCGCACAGAGAAAGCAAGAGGAGUAUUCCUUAUGCCAAUGACGUCUCAGGACACAUAGAGUCUUCAUCUCACACAGCUGAGCGCAACUUUGUGACCGAGACCACUCACAACGGGUACUUGGAGGAGUAUUUGGACAGCAAGAGGCCUCUGUCUCCCCUGUCCCCUUUGUCCGAUAGCCCCGAGCCCACCAAGCCUCCCCUUAAAACAAAGCCUUCAGAGCAGCAUCACGUCCACAAGAACAGAGACAAGAAGGAUUCUGCUAUAAAGCCCAAGCUGGAGGUAGAAUGUGUAAAAGUGUCUAGACAGCCCCAACCGCCAGCGGAGUCCUGGGGCCCUGCAGGACAUAGGGGGACUGUGCCAAACCAUGAAACUCCGCACCAUGCUGAGUACUAUUUACAUGAAGCUAAAAGGAUGAAGCACCGUGCAGACGCAAUGGUGGACAAGCUGGGGAAGGCUGUGAAUUACGUAGACGCUGCUCUGUCCUUCAUGGAAUGUGGGAAAGCAAUGGAGGAAGGGCCGCUCGAGGCCAAGUCUCCUUACACCAUGUACUCAGAGACGGUGGAGCUUAUUAGGUACGCAAUGAGGCUGAAGAGCCACUCCGGCCCUGGGGCGAGACAGGAAGACAAACAGCUGGCCGUCCUGUGUUUUCGAUGCCUUGCCCUCCUUUACUGGCAGAUGUUUCGUUUAAAGAAGGACCACGCACUGAAAUACUCCAAAGUUCUGCUGGAUUACUUUAAGAGUUCUCCAAAAGUGCCUUCGACACCACCAGGUUGGAGUGACUCUGGGAAGGGCACAGGAGGACCCCCUUCCUCACUCUCACCCAAUGCCAAACACCUCAGCCGGAGUUCACACGGGGGCAGCGCCUUCCCCUCACUCAUAAGCAUUCCCCAGCGUAUCCACCAGAUGGCAGCAAACCACCUGAACAUCACCAACAGUGUGCUGUACAGCUACGAGUACUGGGAGGUGGCAGACAACCUCGCAAAGGAGAAUAAAGAGUUCUUCAACUACUUGAACACUUUGUCUGGGCCAUUGACUCUUCACAGCAGCAUCGCUCACGCUGUCCAAUACACCCGACAGGCUCUUCAGUGGAUACGCAUUAGUGCCAAACUCAACUAAUAAGGAGAGGAUUUACUGUAACCUGCCCACUGGGUGUCCAGGCCUCACUGAGAGGAGACAAAACUCUGGAUCUAUAUGCAGCUGACACUGAGCUUGUUGGAGUCGGAUGAAAUCCCACGGAGCCUGAUCGUCCUCAUAGGAUGUUGGGAUGCCUACUCUGUGCAAAGCCUUCUAGUGGAGAUGAACUAUAUGCACCUUCUUCCUCAUCAUUGGAUUAAUAUGAAUAGCCGUGUGAGCUGUGGAUUUCAAGUUUCUAAUCAGUCUAAUUUGCCAAAUGUCCCACAGUGACAUAAACAGGAUUCUCGUACGGCACAGUUAUAUGUGCAGGUUCAGGUGUAAAGCCUUUUCCGAGUUUGGAAUUAAUCAUUAUCCAGCACACUGUUUGUCUUGGGCCAAAACAGGAGAAGAUGCUAAAAAAAAGACCAAUCGAUCAAACAGCAUUUUCUCUGAAGUAGGAAACCUGUCUGCAUCUUUUUCUAAUGUAGGUUUUAAUGACACUUCUUUUUACAUUGCCGAUGUUUUAUGUGUUUUUACUGUGCAAUAUUUGAUGGAUUAUCUGUUUUUAGAAAAAAAAGAAAAGAACAAAAACCUGAGAAAUAUGUUGGUGAGUCUGGUUGCCACAUUUAACAUUCUUUUCUAUGCAAAUGUUGCUUUUGUCCCUGUUUGGAGUGUGGGAUUAUGUAAUUUAAUGAAUAAUGAAGUUAAAGAGGUCACUAGCUUCUUGAUAAGUUUACUAUCUUGUGUGUGGUCCAGGAGUAUGCAUUUUAAAUAUCCACCUUCUCACUGCAUCACUGUACAGGUGAUGAUCUCUUACCUCGAAUUCUGGUUAUUUUUCAUGUUUAAACUGAAGGAUCAUUCUGUGGGUCGAGACAAAGUGUCAGCCUAUGAAACCAUCUGAAAAUCAGGGCGUUUUUGUUCUACUCUGUGAAAGGGUUAGCCUGACAAUCAAACUGAAUUGCUGUUUCACUUCAUUCAGUUUUUAAAUUAUUGGAAUUGCUCGACAAAUAAAAGGUGUGGGCAUUCAUUCAGAGCUACGAGAGUGUGUGACGUUUUGCAGAUGCAGGCAUCCACAAACUCUUUUCUGCUGUGGCUCUUGCAUAAUUUUUGGUAAUUAUUUAUGAACAAGGAUGACCCAGAUACACAAAGUGAACCCAUGUCCUUUGGUGGCUGCAGGAAACUGGGCUGCUUUCUAAAUCACAUACUUUUUCUUUUUUCUUUUGGUACUUAAUGCAGCAAAGUACAUACUGUUCUAUACAGCAUGCAUACAAUUGGGACAUAAUACUUUAUCAUAACUUUGUGGCUGGGGCUACACGGUGGUCUAGUGGUUAGCACUCUUGCCUCACAGCAAGAGGGACGCUGGUUCAACUCUGGCCUGCUGUGGAGUUUGCAUGUUCUCCGUGUGUCAUCGUGGUUUCUCUCCGGGUACUCCGGCUUCCUCCCACAGCCCAAAAACAUGCACUUAGGUUUAAUUGGUGACUGUAUAUUGUUGUGAAUGGUUGUCUGUCUCUAUGUGUCAGCCCUGCGAUAGUCUGGCAGCCUGUCCAGGGUGUACCCCGCCUCUCACCCAAUGUCAGCUGGGAUAGGCUCCAGCCCCCCGCAAACCCAUGUGCGGAUAAUCGGAGGAGGAGAAUGAAAGAAUGAAUGAAACUUUGAGACUUAAAAUUUGACCCCCCAGCUCAUACAUGCUGCAUAGAAUUGAGACUGGCAUCCUGUUAUUUUUGGAAAUGGAUAUACUGUAUGUUGGGACAUACUCAGUGGUGGAAUGUAAAUACAUUUACUCAAAUACUGUACAUAGUACACUUUUGAGGUACUUGUACUUUACUUGAGUAUUUCUAUUUUAUGUAACUUUAUACUUCUACUUUACUACAUUUUGAGGCAAAUAUUGUACUUUUUACUCCACUUCAUUUUGCUAUGUAUAUCGACAGUCUUCCCUCGUGGUUUAACAGCCUUGUCCUGCAUCAGCAAAGUACACAGUUAAACAACUAGAGCGCAAAUAGAAUAAUGGCCAAGCAUCAGGGAGAAGAUGAACCCUGAAUUUGUGUAAAAAAAAAAAAAGAAGAGAAGCCAAUUAAGUUUGGGUGACUGUAAGAAUAAAAAAAGUUAAUUCAACACACAGAAAGUUGUAUUUAAAGUUCCUUAAAAAAUAACAGGAAAACUAAUUUAAGGCAAUAAUCAGCUCAAAAAUUCACCCAAAAAUGUCCUGCAGUUAUUGUAUUUACUAUUUUAGUUAUAUAUAAAAUGAAAUAUACAUCAAAUAUGUCAUCAGGGGUCAUCAGUUUACUCAAUGACAUAAAUAAAAAGGGGAAAAUGUUAAGAACCUCUGCUCUACAUCACAAUGCACAGCUUUUUCCCUGAAACUAUUACCAGCAAUUUUAUGCAUCAAUUUAUGCAUUAGUAUAGGAGAGGAAGAGGCUCCUAUAGGUUGUUUACUCUCUCUUAGUGACACACAAACACACAGUACAGGCGUGAGUCAGACUCAUGAGCCGGUCCAGCUGUGCAGAGAUCUCCCUGUCUCUCUCUCCACACACACUCACUCAUCCAUCAGUUACUCUCUGACUCCCUCCAUCGCUGCAGCUACACUUCCUGCUGCACCGACGCUGAAAACUUCAGCAUCUGAUGUCUGGUACCAUAGCAACAGAGAGCAACCAAUAAGGGGGGCUCUUCGGGACACGACGAGGCUUGGGUCAAUAUCAUCCUGGUGUUUUUACAUUCUGUUACAAACUAAUCCAAUUUUCCAUCACUGGACUAUGACCUACUUUAUUUCACUAUCCUAAACUUAAAAGUUUUUUAUUUUAUUUAUGCAGGCAAAUUGACUUGACAUCACAAAGAGCAACCUGCUGUAUUAGAGUAUUUGGAGUUGACCGUGUUUUGUUUUUGCCUAAAUUGAUAUAAAUAAUAAUAAUAAUAAUAUAUUUUUUUAAAGUUAAUAGAUCAGGUUUCAAUAAAUCCAAGCUUAAAAAUGUGUGAUUAAAAAAAGACAUUUAAAAAAAGAUGACUGAUAUUUAAGUAUGCGUGAUUUGACGUCAC
Molecule: messenger RNA, 7123 nt
Organism: Centropristis striata (black sea bass)
Lineage: Eukaryota; Metazoa; Chordata; Actinopteri; Perciformes; Serranidae
Gene: aff3
Product: AF4/FMR2 family, member 3
Exons: 19
Coding region: 401-4096 (1231 amino acids)
Biological process (GO): regulation of gene expression
Cellular component (GO): nucleus; super elongation complex
Source: RefSeq, a predicted model, not a curated record